AUGAGUUAUUUCAAGAACAAUAACCUUUUCUUUUCAUUCAUCUUUGCACUUAACCUUGCUUUAGUGAGAAGUUCAGGGUUGACCCCAAAUGGUUUGUUUUCUGGUUAUCUAAUGCACAUCAUUGACGCCCUCCCAAAUGGUGCUCCAACUUUGACCCUUCGUUGUCAAGAUAAAAAUCAUGAUCUAGGAUAUCAGAAAAUCAAUGCGCCUGAUGAGUAUAGGUUUAAGUUUCGUGAUCAAAUUUUUGGUGGUACACUGUACUUCUGCCAUUUUUGGUGGAACGGAAAAGACAAAGUUUUCGAUGUUUUCAAUGACAAUAUAUCUGGCCGUUGUGGAUCCCGUGGUGCUUUUCUCUCUGAAUGCUUUUGGAAGGUGCAAGAGGAUGGCUUUUAUUUUGGACCCCGUCAAGAUGGUCCAUUUGAGAGGAAAUAUGAGUGGUAA
This is a messenger RNA of Lycium barbarum (goji berry), 441 nucleotides long. Its product is annotated as S-protein homolog 5-like. The transcript has a single exon. NCBI's taxonomy places the organism in Eukaryota, Viridiplantae, Streptophyta, Magnoliopsida, Solanales, Solanaceae. The coding region runs from base 1 to 441 and encodes 146 amino acids. The record is from RefSeq and is a predicted model, not a curated record.